Molecule: messenger RNA, 2199 nt
Organism: Pochonia chlamydosporia 170
Lineage: Eukaryota; Fungi; Ascomycota; Sordariomycetes; Hypocreales; Clavicipitaceae
Product: ankyrin repeats (3 copies) domain-containing protein
Exons: 1
Coding region: 1-2199 (732 amino acids)
Molecular function (GO): protein binding
Source: RefSeq, a predicted model, not a curated record
AUGGAUGCCGAAACGAAAGGUCUAUCGCUUCAUCAUAUGCCAGGAGAGGUACUGUUGCUGAUUGGCAGCCACCUCAAACUUGUAGCAGAUAUUGCGCACCUCAGCAGAGUCAAUCGUCACUUUCACUGCUGGUUUGACCCCGUGUUAUACGAUCCCCAGCAGCGGAGGAUCCAGCUCGACCGUCUGGCUUUGCCUUCGGCAGUUCAAGCAGCCUGCACGCCAGGAGUUUCAAAAGCAAUUCAGGCCGGGGCGUCAGUAAAUGAUAAUUUUGACGAACUACCCCGCCUAAAAGGAUGCUAUGAUUUAGAUUCGAGAGUGCUUUGUCAUGCCGUCUAUCACGGGCACGGGGAUAUUGUCAAAGUGCUCCUCGACGCCGGCGCUACUCAGCCGGAGGCACGGUGGUGGCGAGUCCCCAGGUGGCCGAACAAGUGGCUGCACUUCCAUGAAAAUGACUUUGUUUUUGAGUCUAUCCUGGAAGUCGCAGUCCAGAAUAGUAAGCUCGAGAUAGCUGAGAGCCUGCUACAGCAUGACAGGUUCACCACAACCCAACAAGUCUUCCCAGGUCUGGUCGUGGCUGCCCGUCAGGGGCAUGACGAAAUUUUCCGCAAACUCCUAGAGCGCCUAAAAGAUAACUACGAUAACCUAUCGGACGAAGACAAAGACGGACCAGUGAAAGAAGUGCAAGGGAACAUGAAACUUUGGUUUGUGGGCAGUGUCAUUCGCGACAUAUGUGACACCCCGGGAAAGGAGAGCGUCGCAGUCAAGUCAAUAAUGAAGCAGGUCCUAGAGUACAUCAAAACCCGCCGCUGGAGUAUUUCAGGGCCAAAAUCCCUUCAUCAAGUUUGUUUAGGAUACUACGACGACCCGGAGCUAGUCAAGAUGCUAGUUGAAGCCGGGUGCGACCCAAUGGAAAUCGGGGAUGACUUUGAUCAUUUGCCGAUCAACUCUGCUUUGCGAGACGGAAAGGCCAAUAUUUCUCGAUACCUGUUGGACAAAGGGUAUUAUAGAAAGAAUACGAUGGAAAUUGAGCGCCUUUUCAACGAUCUUUGCUCCGGGCGUGGCGACGACGCCGUGGACAUUGCUAAACGACUUUGGAGAAGACUGUCGCCUAGCAAAGAUAUUUUUUCACCCUGGCAGUGUGAUGUGGAGGAGGUAAUCCGAUCUAAUUGCACAUCUGGCCGAGGUCAACUGUUUCAAUUCUUGUUUGACAAUGACCCCGAGGUCAAGGAAGCGGUGACCAAGAGUUCUAACAGGCAUCGGUUUCUGAAUCACGCGUGCGUGGCAAAUACCACCGGCCAUCUUGCUAUAGCCGCACUGCUGCUAAAGAAUGGAGCAGAUCCGAACUCUCCGUCUGAACGUGGCGAAAUACCGCUUCAGACUGCAUGUGAAUCAGCUGGGCACGACAUGAUCAAGCUGCUCUUAACGUACGGAGCCGAACCAGUGAGGAAGCCGUUGGGUGGCAGUUAUCUCACAGCGUUUAAUGCCUCGUGGAAACGUGAGGACUUUGAAGCUAUCCGAAUCAUGUUGGAGCAUCUCAAGAUCCCAAUCCCACCCCUUGGGCUGGGUGUUAAUGAUGGGGCCGCCAAAAGAUGUGACGCGGUCGAGGAACUGAAAAAAUUUGACAUCCACCUGAGUCUUGACCAAUAUUUUCUGAAUGCUGUCGCCAAGGGAGAUAUAGAAACCAUGGACUACCUAUUUAAGCACGGCCACUAUCAACUAAAACACGAUACCUCCAACUUUCGCCUCCAGAUGGACCAUCCACUUGUGUUGGCCGUCGCAUCAGGGCAAGUGGCCGCCGCCAGGAAAUGCCUCGAGAUGGGAUACGACCCCGAGGCGGUAUCUGCUUGGCUAUGUCAGGGUGUGACAAGGGAAGUGUUCAGACCGUCCCAUGUGACACAGGGUCAGGGAACUUUUCCACUUGACAAUAGGGGGUUGAUUACGAGGGCGGCAUACGACGGCAACCUUGAGAUGGUGAAGCUUCUACUUGACGGCCAACGCGUGAAUGUCCUAGACGCAAGCAGGGGGCUGGAACUCGCUGUUGGAACGACGAGGGAUAUACGGAUGGUACGGACACUGUACGCGUACUUGUACUUGGGUCGUGUGGAACCGAAACCAAAGAUUCUACCCUUCCUUUUCGAAAUUGCAGAGCGGGACCCCAAAGGGAGAAUGCGGAACGCUCUUGAGAGGAUGGUAAACUGA